Molecule: messenger RNA, 889 nt
Organism: Achroia grisella
Lineage: Eukaryota; Metazoa; Arthropoda; Insecta; Lepidoptera; Pyralidae
Gene: Tcs1
Product: threonylcarbamoyl-AMP synthase
Exons: 1
Coding region: 100-831 (243 amino acids)
Biological process (GO): regulation of translational fidelity
Cellular component (GO): cytoplasm
Molecular function (GO): nucleotidyltransferase activity; double-stranded RNA binding; tRNA binding
Source: RefSeq, a predicted model, not a curated record
AUGUGCUCACAACUGGCGUGACUAAUAUAAUUUUAUAUUUCUUAUUUUUAAAUUAAUUUAAUAAAAAACUAAACUGUUAAUAGUGUUGUGUACUUAAGUAUGAAUUUAUUAAAACAUUUAAGAAUCAAAUUAGUUAGACAUGAAAGUGUAUCAACAAAAAUGAUGAUUGACAAAAUGGCUGACAUAAUUUCAUGUACCAAUGAAACAUCCUGUGCCAGAGCUGCGGAACUUCUGGCAAAUGGACAAGUAAUAGCAGUUCCAACAGACACAAUAUAUGGAUUAGCAUGCAGCGCAAACUGUCCUGAUGCUAUAAAGAAGCUGUACACAAUCAAGGGUAGAGAUUCAGCCAAACCAGUAGCAAUUUGUGUAACUUUUAUUCCUGAUGUAAGAAAAUGGGGUGAAGCUGGACAUUUGAGUGAUAAUUUACUACACACUUUACUCCCUGGACCAGUAACAAUAGUUCUGGAGAAAACAAAGCAUUUGAAUAACCCAUAUCUUAACCCACACACAACAAAAAUUGGAAUACGAAUACCAAACCACAGCUUUAUGAAUAAAGUAACAGAAGCCUUUAACAUGCCUGUUGCAUUAACUAGUGCCAAUUUUAGCAAUGAACCAUCAACUUUAUCAAUAAAGGAAUUUGAACAUUUGUACAGUCACUUGGGUGCAGUGUUUGAUGGAGGAGUAUUGAGUAGAGGUCUGGAUCAGAAUAGAACGGGAUCCACUGUUAUAGAUUUAUCCAAAGUUGGCUAUUAUAAUAUAAUACGAAGGGGGAUUUCCUAUGAAAGAAUCAUAAGAAUAUUAGAAAAUCAAGGUCUAAUGAAUAUGCAAUAAAUAUUCAAAGGAAUGAUAGUAUAUUCAUUGUUAUAUUAGUUGACAUUAAAUAAAUAAA